Messenger RNA from Odocoileus virginianus texanus, 585 nucleotides. NCBI's taxonomy places the organism in Eukaryota, Metazoa, Chordata, Mammalia, Artiodactyla, Cervidae. The record is from RefSeq and is a predicted model, not a curated record.
AAUGCUACUUGCUGCUCAGCGGAUGGAGGGAGAAAGACCCCUGGGCCAAGUGCACAGCUGGGCCCCCGGGAGCGGGAGGGCUCUCGGGACUGUGGUCACACCCAGACCCCAGAGCUGGGCCCGCUGCGCCGUCCGACCCCUCCUGGCAGGUGCCGUGUCCCCCUGCUCACGAGGUCUGGCUGCCAUGCACACAGAGCGGCAUCUCCCGACUCACGCCUGUUCCCGCAGGACUACGUGCUGGCCGUGGACGCGUACCGCGCGGUCAUCCAGUUCCACCCAGAGCAGGAGCCCCAGGUGCUGAGCUGCAUCGGCCGCAUCUUCCUGCAGAUUGGAGACAUAAAAACAGCUGAAAAGUACUUUCAAGACGUAGAGAAAGUAGCACAGAAAUUAGAUGGACUACAAGGCAAAACCAUGGUUUUGAUGAACAGAGCUUUCCUUCACCUCGGUCAGAAUAACUUCGCGGAAGCGCACAGGUUCUUCACGGAGAUCCUGAGGGUGGACCCGUCAAAUGCAGUGGUAAGACGCCCCGGGCAGAGGUGGCGCGUCUGCUGGUGUCGGGCACCCUCACAGGCUGGGAUGGCCUAG